This is a messenger RNA of Salvia hispanica, 2309 nucleotides long. Its product is annotated as P-loop containing nucleoside triphosphate hydrolases superfamily protein. Lineage: Eukaryota; Viridiplantae; Streptophyta; Magnoliopsida; Lamiales; Lamiaceae. Gene Ontology annotation, molecular function: ATP hydrolysis activity. The record is from RefSeq and is a predicted model, not a curated record. Gene Ontology annotation, cellular component: chloroplast.
UCCAAUCCUCUGCACUAAAUUGGGACAAAAUUUGACAAUCCCCAAAUUCCAAACCCUAAUUGCCAAAUCCAAAUCCAAAUUCCAUGAUGAUUUUACCGCCAAAAAGCAAAUGCUGUGCUCUCCCUCUUCAUCUCCAUCUCUCCUUCAAACCAUCUCCAACCAGAAAAACCGCCGCCCGAAUCCGCUUCCCCAUCCCCACAACACGAAAACUUUCCUUGCCUGGCCUCAAAGGUCGGAGUCUUACAGUUUCGAGCUCAUCAGCGCCGCAUUUGCAGCCAAAUGAUGAGACGGAUAGCGCCGAAGAGUUCAAAGUGGAACUUGGUCGGCUGCUGGCACUUUUGCCGGAAGAGAUGCGGCACAGGGUGAGCGAACAUCCCGAGCUACAUGACUUGAUUGAGGUGGUCAUGGACUUGGGCCGGAAGCCGCUGGCCCGCUUCCCGUCCGGGGAUUUCGUGCUGUCUGAUAACCCGAUUUCAAUGGAGGACAUUCUUCAUGCUACAGCUCAGGUUGGGGACUUUGCAGUUGAUAACCGAGCGGGAAUUAGCAGAACACUGCAUCGUAUUAGCGCAAUUAGAAAUAGGAAAGGUGCAAUUAUCGGUUUAACUUGUCGUGUUGGUCGUGCGGUGUCCGGAAGUGCCAAUCUAUUGCGUGAUCUAGUUAAAGAUGGUGCUUCAUUGCUACUUAUCGGGCCUCCUGGGGUGGGGAAAACCACAAUUAUCAGGGACAUAGCCCGUAUGCUUGCAAAUGAGUAUGAGAUGCGCGUAAUGAUUGUUGACACCUCAAAUGAAAUUGGAGGUGAUGGAGAUAUUCCACACUCAGGAAUAGGCCAUGCUCGCAGGAUGCAAGUUCCGCACACUGAUGUUCAACAUAAGGUGUUGAUAGAAGCCGUUGAAAAUCAUAUGCCACAAGUGAUUGUGAUUGAUGAGAUUGGCACAAAGCUUGAAGCUGCAGCUGCUAGUACAAUUGCUCAACGUGGAAUUCAACUAGUUGCAACUGCUCAUGGAGUAACCAUUGAGAACUUAGUGAUGAAUCCUGCAUUAGAGAUGCUUGUUGGAGGAGUGCAGAGUGUAACACUGGGCGAUGAAGAGGCAAGCAGGAGAGGAGUUCAAAAAAGUGUGUUGGAAAGAAAAGGGCCGUCAACUUUCACUUGUGGCGUGGAGAUAAUUUCUAAAGCAGAGUUACGAGUCCAUCGUAAUCUAGAAGCAACAGUAGAUGCUAUACUUGCAGGUCGCUACCCUAGAUUUGAGGUCCGAAAAUUGAAUAACGAAACAAAUGGAUUGGAGCCAAGUUUAUUCACUCCUGAUUUGUCUGAGAUUGAGACGAGCAGUGAAAGUUGGACUGAAGAUACUUCUGAAAUGAUUGAUGAUUCAUCUUUCCAGGAUGCAUUUGCCUCAGAAGGGACUUCUUAUGAAGAUGAGGACCAUCUCCGUAUAUUUCUUUAUGGGAUAUCAGAGGCAAGCAUCAUGCAAGGGAUAAAGCAGUUGAAGAUAGAUGAUACAAUCGAAUUUACUGACAACAUCAGUGAAGCAGAUGUGCUAAUAGCUUUGCAGUCCAAGCUCAAAAAGAAUUCUCGGCUACAAGCUGCUGCAAGAUCUCAGAGCCUUCCUACCUAUGUCAUCAAGACGACCUCUUUGGCUCAGAUAAUGAGGACUAUUCAAUCUUUAAUGUCUGACUAUGCAGAUGGUUUUGAAUUUUAUGAAUCUGACGCUAAGGCAAAUGACUCGGAGAAAAUUGAUGCUUUGGAGGAAGCAAGAAUCGCAGUUGAGCAAAGAGUAAUCCCAAAGGGAGAGCCCGUUGAUCUGCUUCCCCGCUCAUUAAACAUAAUAUUGCUUCAGAAGGACCUCAUUCGUAAAUACAAUCUCAAAACAGAAAGAAUUGUUUCUGAGCUUGGUGUGCGGCUCAGGAUCCUUCCCUUACAGAGCACAGCCAACGAAGGCAGUUCAGAAGAAAAAGAAGCCACCGACUCUGAAAACUUUUAUGAGCUAAACAAUGAAACAAACGGGUCUGCUAUCACUGUCAACCGAUUACCUCUCCUUCCUGACUAAAUAUAGUUGGUCCAAAUAUCAUAGAAGCACAGGUGGGGGAGGAAUGUCACAUCUAAACUAUUCACCGUACGAGAACAAGGUUGAUUGGAAUCCAUAUUAGCUUUCUUUCGAAUGUGCUCUUUUUACAUUUAAAGGUGAUUUAAUGUUUUCUUAUCAUUUUUAAGUCCAUCUUUUAGCAUUAUUUAUGUGGUUCACAAAUCACAAUGGUGCUCUAGAAUUGAAUAAAAUCACAAGUGAUAGGCUAUCUAUAUGUGUUUUUGUCCU